Sphaerodactylus townsendi is the source of this 3567-nucleotide messenger RNA. It is a transcript of the gene NSG2, whose product is annotated as neuronal vesicle trafficking associated 2. The record is from RefSeq and is a predicted model, not a curated record. Gene Ontology annotation, cellular component: endosome; membrane. The transcript has 5 exons. Lineage: Eukaryota; Metazoa; Chordata; Lepidosauria; Squamata; Sphaerodactylidae. Gene Ontology annotation, molecular function: clathrin light chain binding. Gene Ontology annotation, biological process: endosomal transport; clathrin coat assembly; G protein-coupled dopamine receptor signaling pathway. The coding region runs from base 223 to 774 and encodes 183 amino acids.
CGCCCCAGUUUGGGAGGGUUUGUGUGCCGCAGACUCCAGUCGCUUCCCGCGAUCGGUUCUCCAUCCGUUUUCAGCAGCGUUUAGAAUCUGCCGGCUGAGGAAAGGAGCGCUGUCCAUUCAGCACCACCCCGGGGGGAAAGACAUCAAAACCCCAAAACCUUUAGCACAAUCCGGUCUGAGCCUCUUUAGUGCGUGGUGUGUCCCGCAGUCUGGGGUCUAAGGAUGGUGAAACUGGGGAGCAAUUUGAAUGAUAAGAACAAGCAGCAGCCGUCCAAUGAGGAUGGUUUUCAGACAGUUCCUUUGAUAACACCUUUGGAAGUAAAUCACCUGCAGUUCCCUGCUCCGGAAAAGGUGAUUGUGAAAACAAGAACAGAAUAUCAACCAGACCAGAAGACCAAAGGAAAACUCAGAGUGCCUAAAAUUGCUGAAUUCACAGUCAGUUUCACUGAUGGUGUAACAGAAAGAUUAAAGGUCACAAUUCUCAUAAGUUUGGCUCUUGCAUUCCUCGCCUGCAUAGUGUUUCUUGUGGUAUACAAAGCUUUUACCUAUGACCACAGUUGCCCAGAUGGAUUUGUUUAUAAGCAUAAGCGCUGCAUCCCAGCUUCCUUGGAUGCCUACUAUUCAGCUCAGGAUUCCAACUCCAGGGGAAGAUUCUACACCGUCAUCAGCCAUUACAGCAUGGCUAAGCAAACCAGCUCACGGUCCGUCUCUCCCUGGCUUUCUUCGGGAUCAGUAAAUCAUGAAGUCAAGGCCACCAAGACAGAAGGCCAUUAAAGCAGUGUGGUGGUCAGGGGAUAGGGGAGGGGAAAGGGGAAAAGAACAUCGUGUCUCUAAAGCAUUGCUCUAGUUCAGAGAGGGCGCCGUGCUUCUAGUGCAACAAGAAUAAACUAACUCCAAGUGCAGGUGUCAUCUUAAUGGAUCUUUCUUUCUCUUGCUCUCUUUCACUCCUUCUCUCUUUGGUGCAUUGUUCUCGUUGAUUUGUAACUAAGUCACAAUCUUGUACAAAGGCAUGUUAGGUGUUGACUAUAUCUUAUAAUGUACAAAUAUUUUUAAAACCAUUGCUUAAUAUUUGUUAGAAAAAUUAAAAUUUAAAAACAAAAAAAAAGCAAAGGCAGAUAAUAUUGACAAGGAAGCAGAAGAGAUAGCAAAUGAAAUUAUUCAUUGCUCAUUUGGUUUAGGAGAUGGAGCCUUGAAGUGGGGGGAAUAGGAGAACCACAUUUGGUAGGCUUGGUUCAUUAGAAUAUGGUGAGAAAAGGAAUCUGUAACUACUCGUAUAGGUGGAGAGGCUCUAUAUAAUGCCACAGAUCAAGAAUCAAAUAGUUCCUCAGUGUGUUCAUAUGCAGCCCAACUCAAAAGCUCCCAGAAGCACUGAUGCAAAUGGAACUAUGCUUAACACAGAAACAAAGGGGAAAGUUCUUGUAUCCAGGAAAGCUCAUCUGUUCACAGGGCCCCCUACAACACACAAUGAACCAUCACAACAAGAUUGCUAUUUUGUAUGUGUGCUAUUUCUCAAGGAAAGAAACAUUGACUAUUUCUUAUUUAAACAUGUGAAUGCAUGAGUACAAUACUUACACAUUCAAAUAUUGCUUAUCAGCUACCAAUUGCAAUUAAAAUAUUAACAACAAACCAGCCCUAAAAUACCCCCCACAAAGGCAGGUGCCAAAGUCCAGUAGGGUCAAACCAAGUAGCCUGGCCAGUUAAGUAAAUAUGCUUUGUAUUAUGUCAAAAGCUUACAGAAAGAUUCCAUUAACAUGGUCUAGAGGUGUGUUCCUGCUAGAUUUUCAUAAACAACCAAGAUAUCCUAGCUGUUCCUCACCCUGCUGAAUCUCUCUUACCUUUUUCCAAGUUUCUUUUUUAAAAAAGUAAUCUGUGGUUCAGUGUAUAGAAGAAACAGGCAGAAAAAAAAUCCCAUGUACAUUUGUGUGCACAAUUGUGUAUAACCUGUGAUAUUCACUCUGUUGCCAUGGAGAGAUUCUUCAGGAUGAGUUUUUCACCCACUUUAGGUUCAUUUUCCCUAUGGACUAUAAAGGCCAAAUCUAAAUACCACAUUAUGUGAUGUGGAAAAACCCUAUGUGACUAGCGUCACAUUACAAUUGGUGUUUUUUCUCCAGAAAUAAUCUGCAUUCAAUUGGGAAAAAGUUCACCGUGUUCCUUUAGGAGUAAGGUGAAAAUACUUAUUUUCCUAUAAUUACUCAGGUACUUGAAUGCUAGAUCCGAAUGAUGUUUUAAUUUAAAAACUUCAACAUGGAGCAGUCAUUUACCAGAAACAGGGCACACUGGGUUUGUGAUUUGUGAAGCAUUAAAGUAUUAUUGAUCCUCAUUCUCAAGAAUGAACUCCAUGCUCAUUUUGACACCAAUAGACCACUCAAAGCCAACUCAUGAUGAAAAAUACCCACAUGAAUUGGUACAGAGGCUCAAUUUACAUGUUAUAUUUGCAGAAUAGUUACUGAUCCCUUUUAGUUGGAUCCCAUGCUGCAUCAACAAUUUGUUGAGAGAUUUCAUACCACAUAGAGUGCCCAGAUCACUUAAGCAUUUGACACAUCAGUGUCAGUGGCCAGAAUGGAAUUGCAGUUCUAACAUAGAAAACUGCUGGGAAUUACUGUCCAAUAGAUGUCUUGGGAUUCUGGUAUUCAGAUGGUAAAUUCUCUGUCAGAUUUGCUGGCUUUCAACAUGAAAUUUUCUUGGGAAUGUGGAAUGAAAAAACAAACACCUGAGAUGACACAAAUCACCAAACAGAUCAAGACUUUAAAUGUCACUUACCCAGGUGCAAUGAAGGUUUGAAUAUGAUAUCUUGAAAAGUGUCUGAUUGGUAAAGUAUUGUAAUCCACAGGAACAUGUUAUUUGUUUUUCUGAGUGGAACAUUUAAAAAUUCUUGUUUUGGUUUGCAUCAGUUUCAUCUCAGUUUUCAUGAAGAAUAGAAAACAGAGGGCAUGUUCCACCAAAAAUGACUCCCGUCCAAUUUUUAUUUUUGUUAACGGGAUUUUCUGGGGGAUGGCUGAUAUAUGUAUCUGAGUAUGCCCAAAUUAAAUUAAAUUAAACUGAACAGAAUUCAAAGGAAAAGAACUAGGCAAAAUUGAACUGGAUUAAAGCCAGUAAAGUUUUUUCCCUCCAUGUACAGUUCUCCUUUCUUGCAGAGACCCAGUCGAGCUAGUUCCAGCUGGUGGUGAGGAUCUUAAAAAGUGAAUUCCAAAGUCAGUUGUCUGAGUUAAGGUAAAUGUUUAUGUUUCAUUUGCAAAGAAAGGCUCAUUGAGCUAGAGACUGAUUCAACAAGAGUCAUGAUAAAUGGUUGUAUAAUGUAGCCAAAAUUGUAGUGCCAAAUCUCAUUGUCUGACUUUAAAUCCCUAUCUCUACCCUUCCCAUAUCAUUUUUCACCUGUAAAUCCAUUUCUCACCUAACAUGUACAAAUACAUGGAAAAAAAUAACAAUGAUAAUGUCUAGAUCAACCACUGGACAAUUUAUAAUUUUGUGGUGUAUUUUAUGUCAGUAGGUAGCAGAGACUGAAGUAUUUUUGGUGUAGUUCUUGACCUUUUCUGACAGGACAAAUAAAGCUAGAUGUGUCUGAGCGUC